AGGAAGCAAGUGUAUUUUGGAAACAAUGCCGUGUGGGGCUAGCGGCGGCGGCGGCGCCUGAGGUUGCAGCCUGGGGACUUUCCGGCUCCCGCUCUUUCCGCUGGCCGCUCUUGUUGGCGCUGCAGCUGAUCAGAGGAGAGGAGGGGUUGCGGAUCCCCGCCUCGCAAGGCGCACUCUCCAGCUCCUGUCCCUGGUCUCUGGCGGGCGGUUGCUGGCCGCAAAAGCCUCGGCAGCAGCCUGAGUCGCAGUUGGGGCAGCAGGUGUGAGGGUGACCUAAGUAAGAAUGAGAAAGAAUAAACAGAUGUUUGAUCCAGGGUAUGAUGAAGAUGCUGAUGACAGGUGGAAAAGUAGUAUAUAAAUAUAAAUAAAUGUGGGUGCCGUCACCAGAAAGCUCUGCUCUGAACUUCAACAGACUGAACAACGCAAAAAGAAAAGAAGAGGAAUCUGAAGAUUGCAAGAAAUGGAGAUGGUUUGUGACAGGCAGCAACCCCUUAGGUGAAAUGGAGCCUUCUAGCUACCUGGAGGAUGACUUCUCCAACCUGGAUGGACUUGAUGAUGAUGUGUUCCACUCUGAGGACUGUGGACUUGCUGGUCAGCCCAGUGAGAUGACUUUUCCUGGCAUCUUCACACAGAGCAAGCCUUACAACUGCCUGCUGGGGAGAUUCCAGCUCUUCCCACUUACACACUGUUGUGGCCCAGGCACCAGGCCAGCCAAGCAGCAAGACAAGGCAACUCAAACACUCAGUCCAUCCUCUUCCAGCCAGGAUGUCAUGUUGCCUUGUGGGGUCACUGAAGAACCUCAGAGACUCUUCUAUGGGAAUGCUGGGUACCGUUUACAUGUCAACCCAAUUGGUUUCUCAUUGAAUCCACACCUCCAGGAGGAAACUCGGGAAAGUCCACAGGAACUGCGUACUGAAGUUCAGAUUGCACGGAAAUUACAGUGCAUUGCAGACCAGUUCCACAGGCUUCAUCUGCAGAGGCACCAGCAGAACAGAAAUCAGGUCUGGUGGCAGAUCCUUCUCUUCCUCCAUAACAUGGCCCUGAACAUGGAGGCAAACAGACACCGUGCGGGUCGGAGGUGAGACUUGCCCUGCCUGUUCCAGGUCCCAACCAGUCUGAUGGGAACACUGAGCGAUCCAAGGGCAGAAGUGUGCUUGCCACAGGACUGAUGCUUGAUUCCUGUGAAACUGAGGACACUGGCUAUUGUACAAAAAACUUGUUUUGAAAGGUCUCUUCCUUCCUUCCUUCCUUCCUUCCUUCCUUCCUUCCUUCCUUCCUUCCUGGCUCCUGGUCUUCUGAGCUGGGGAGCUUUGGUCCAACACUGUUGAAAAAAAAAUCCUCCAGUAAGUGUUGCUUGCAGUCAAGAUGCAAGUGAGCAAACAGGGGACUGCUAGAGGGAGACUUCGGUUUUAACUGGUGAAGGGUAUGCAGGAUUUUUUAACAUUGGUUGUUGGUUAUAUUCUGAGGCUGAUAAAUUGAAAUGAUUUUUUGGAUAACUUCCAAAUAUGACACACUGGUUUCCUGAUGUGAAAAUCUGUGCAGAAGCAAUUGUGAAAUAGCAGAUAUUUACAGCUGGACAGGCAUAUUGGAUCCUUAUGUUUUAUUCUUGGAGAUAUUGGUGUAAAAAUGGGGUCAAGGCUUGAAUGGUGAUGUAAAAUUCCUGGGACAUUUGAGACCAUGGUAAACAUUAGUUCGCCCUGUCCCAAUUAAAACAAAAACAAAAACUGCAAAACAGACUUGGGGGUGGAUUUGAAAGCUAUGCAAUUCUUUCUUAAACACAAACUUUUUUUACUAGGAAUCACAGGUGCCCUAGGAUUUUUCAGGUCUCUUCCUUCAAAGGCAGAGACAGAUGACCACCUUUGGAGAGGAAGACCCAACCAUGCAAGCCCCUCUCUAUGAGGCUACAGAAAAGUCUUCAGGUGGUACUACGCUCUGCAAAGCAUGAAAGGCAAGCAUUGAUUCCAUGGCAAUUUCCUGGGUGUGCUUGGGUGAUGGGUGGAUCUGCAUGAUCCAAAGUAACUCCCCAGGUACCCAGCAUGCUCCUGGAAUCAUUGGGAGGGGAUUUUUAAAAAAAAGAUAGCUGAAAAAAAUAAAAUAAAAGGGAAACUGCAUGCCCACUCCACUUUCUACCCUCCUGACAUAAGUUGACAGGAUGUUAGAAAAGGUUGCUCUUUCACCUCUGUUCUCCUCUGACCCUGGACCCAGAAUGCCUCAGCCUGAACAGCAAAUGUAUUAAACAGAUACAAUUGUACUGUUAUUGUAUAUUUAUGAAAUGUUAAAGUAUAAGUGCCUUAAUUGUAUUCCAACAAUCAUUACAAAUAUAUCCACCAUGCGAGAUGGAGUGGCAAGA
Varanus komodoensis (Komodo dragon) is the source of this 2350-nucleotide messenger RNA. It is a transcript of the gene BMF, whose product is annotated as Bcl2 modifying factor. Lineage: Eukaryota; Metazoa; Chordata; Lepidosauria; Squamata; Varanidae. The record is from RefSeq and is a predicted model, not a curated record. Bases 369 to 1082 code for a protein of 237 amino acids. Gene Ontology annotation, cellular component: myosin complex. The transcript is spliced from 6 exons. Gene Ontology annotation, biological process: negative regulation of autophagy; apoptotic process; positive regulation of apoptotic process.